This is a messenger RNA of Rasamsonia emersonii CBS 393.64, 402 nucleotides long. RefSeq names its product 50S ribosomal protein YmL27. Gene Ontology annotation, biological process: translation. Gene Ontology annotation, cellular component: mitochondrial large ribosomal subunit. The transcript has 2 exons. Lineage: Eukaryota; Fungi; Ascomycota; Eurotiomycetes; Eurotiales; Trichocomaceae. Gene Ontology annotation, molecular function: structural constituent of ribosome. The record is from RefSeq and is a predicted model, not a curated record. The coding region runs from base 1 to 402 and encodes 133 amino acids.
AUGGUCAAACCAUCUCAGCCCAUGAUGGCGCGUUUGCGCCUUACAACGAAACAAGUCAAUGGAGGGUACUACAAGGGAACCCGGUCCGGUUCUAUGGGGUUUUUUGCGAAGAACGGCUCCUACGUGAUCGACUGGAAGAAAGUGCGGACAUACGUUGUCCCUGAAAAGCUCAAGGACUUCAAACUUACUCCUUUUGUCACCAAAGCGAUGCCCCCGACACGGAGCAAAUACACGAAGGACAUCGAAAAAAACGGAAGGACGAUUACUGUCGAACGCGCAUUUGACGGAAAGGACUAUCUCAAGUUGUGGAUGCUAGACAAUGGGCAGGAAGUCUUGGAGUGCGAGCGACUCGAGCGAGAGGGAGGACCAGACACCAAGAUUCCGCUGAAAAAGGACUCGUGA